Notothenia coriiceps (black rockcod) is the source of this 1953-nucleotide messenger RNA. RefSeq lists its product as uncharacterized. The record is from RefSeq and is a predicted model, not a curated record. Bases 422 to 1108 code for a protein of 228 amino acids. Lineage: Eukaryota; Metazoa; Chordata; Actinopteri; Perciformes; Nototheniidae. The transcript is spliced from 8 exons.
UUCCAUUGGAUCAACAACAACUGAUGGGUCAACUUUAACCAGUAGAUCACCCGGUUCCAUUGGAUCAACUACAACUGGUAGCUCAACCAGUUUCAAGAAAUCUACAACAAGCGGUAGUUCUAAAAAAACAACAGGGUCAACUACUGCUGGAAGUUUGGUUACAACUGAUGGAUCAGUAACACCUCAAGCAACAACUAGUCCUGGUGAUGCAGUUACUACAGCAGCCCCAAGAGUUGUGGGUUUUGCAGCAACCUUGGAAGUAACAUUUGUGGAAGAAUUUUUUAAUCCAAACAGUGCACAAUACAAACAACUGGAGACACAGGUUGUGACAGUGUGUGAUUUCAUCUACAGGAAUAAAUUUGGAUCUCUUUUCAUCCGCACAUAUAUCAUACGAUUCAGCCGUGUUGUGGCAAGGACACGUAUGGAUAAUGUUCAAGCAGAGGUGGGACUAGAAUUCAACAAAACAGUUUCAUCAGACCAAAUCCCAAAGGAUGAUCUUAUUAUAAAAACCUUAGUACAAGCUGUGAAUACACCAAACAACUUCAACCUUACGAUUGAUGCAAACUCCAUUCAAAUAACAAAAUCUCCAAAUGCAACAACAUCUUCACCAACUAAAGCUCCUGCAACUCCAGUUACAACAGCUAAGAUUCCUGCAACGACGGCUUCUGUAACAGGCGUCGGUACAACUGCUGAACAACUCACCAUACGGAGGCUGACCUUCAGAUCUGCUGGAGAGACAUUUAUGAAUGACUUGCUGAAUCCAUCUUCAUCGGCAUUUCAAAUUAGAGCUACAUUGAUAAAGCAAACGCUCGAACCCAUCUACCAAAAAGCAUUUACCUCUUUCCGCUCAUUGAAGGUGGUUUUGUUCAGCAAUGGAUCUAUCUACAACACUAUGGAUCUUCAAUUUGAAUCCUCAUCGGUUCCCAAUGGCAAUCAGAUUUCAGAUGUGUUGGUUGGUGCAGCUUCAAGCAUCACAGCCUUCAACAUCGAAAGUGCCUCAAUUUCUGUGAACGGCAUACAAGUUUCCCAUGGAGUAGAACACCGGAUAAGUGUCCUCACUGCAACCCUCCUUGUGCUGCUGUCAUGGCUCCUGUCAAGCUUACAUUAAGGCAGGGCUUAUAUCCCUGUGAAAUAUCAUUAUUAAAAUAUUUGUAUCUCUAAUGUAAAACAUUAUAACUUUUUCAUCAUAAAAUAAUGAAACAUGUGAGGGAUUUUAACUGCUGUAUGUCUUGGCAGGAACUAUCAUAUAUUCAUUUAAACUCAAUGCUACCUAAUUAAUGAACAGGUAGGAACAACUUUUUAACUGUAACGGCACACAGACAGAGGAGUACCAUUCAUGAUCUGUCAAAAUUAGGUUAUUAUUGUAUUUAACGCCGUACAAUUUAGACAAAUACCAUUUGAACCCUGUUAUGUCUUAGAGCCAAUACAUAGUCAUUUCAGUAUGUGCUCAAAUUAGUACCCUAAAAUAGAAUUAUAUUUACAUAAAGUAUAUAUUUUUAUUUCGAACAAAUUGCAUCUAUUUGGCAAAAAAUGUCCAAAACUAUUGUUGGCUUGUGAAUUCUUAGAAACAAGCCAGAAUUGUUAUUAUAGAAUACAUCAACAUUAUGAAGGAAUUGCAUCAAACAUGAUGUCUUUAACAACAUUUUAACAGCCGUUUUCUGUAACAUUAACUCAGAUUUAUGUUAAAGGUUGGAUACAUCCUUACUACUGUCAGAAAAAAAGACUUGUAUAACUUUCCAUCACUGUUAUUAUCUAUAUGUGCUUUUAUUAUCAUAUACAGUAUAUGUGUUAUGAGAGCUUAACAUCGUUUUUUUCCCUAAACUUUCAUUAAAUUGUUAUUAUUUAAACAAAAAUUGUAUUGUACUUAGCUCAAGUGGGUGAAGGGUGAUGAAUCAGAUAUUUUAAUAUAAGUUAUGUGGUUAAAGACAUUAAAGAUAUCAACAAAUUAUCAAA